UCUGUAACACAAACCGGGGCCCCCGGACUCUGCGGCUGGGCUCCCGGGGACGGAGGACGCUCAGUCGAGGUCCCCUCCGGCCCUGCACGUGUGUGAUGGUCUGAACCCCCCUGGGCGCUGGGCCGGGCUGCCCCAGGCGCAGGGGGCCGCCGAGCAAUGGGUCCAGCGCUAGGACCCAGAAGGGAGCUGGGGACGGAAGUGAAUUCGCUACAGUAACAUUUGGUUGCUGGUGGAUUCCAGGUUCCCCUUGCAAGAGCCCGGAGCCCGGGCUGCAGCCGGGAGAGGGGAAUCUCCAGCCGGGCGCUUCCCGCUGCUCCCCGGGAGCCUCUCCCAGGGCAGAGCCCCCAAUCUGGCCAGCACCCUCCUGUAUAGGGAAGACAGAUCCCCCCACACACACACACCAGAUCUGGGAUCCCCAGCCCUGAGAGGGAGACGCUCCCCACUGAGCAGCCCCUGCUCUCAGACACAGCACACCCUGGAGGGAAGAUAUUCAAAGAUAAGGUUCCCACAUGAUAUCGACCUUCCUGUUCUUGAGCACGCACAUCAGAACACAGUCCCCUCUGAUCGUCUCGCAGAGAUGAUUUCUCGGUCAUUGUAGUGUGGCCGUCGUAUGUGCUGUGUGUGUCUCACUGAUUCAUAGACUUGAAGGUCAGAAGGGACCAUCAUGAUCAUCUAAUCUGACCUCCCGCACAUUGGCGCUCUGGACUCAAGUCACCUGGACCCUUCACAGCUUGAGAAGAACGGCAGCUUCUCAGCCCUUUCAAAGCACUUCUGACCCCCCUUGACAGUCUGGGGAUCUCCACAGCCAGCAGCAUUCCAGCCCGUGGGUUGGUAACAGACUGGUCCUCCCUGGCUGGUCAAACUGUAUCUAAAGUGAUACAUCGCUGGAUCCUGAACCCAUUAGCCAGAGGCUGCUGUGGAAUAUGAAGGGGGCACCCAGCAGUGAGGCCCAGAGGAGAGGCCCUGUCCCCUCACCCCCAGCUGCUGUGGGGGACAAGGAGCUCUCUCUUUCUCCCCACACCUGGCUGCCCUGAGCAGGGUGGGGGUGGGAUUCUGCUACUCUUCCCUCCGCCCCCCCCUCCGAGCUUCCAUUUUAUUGGCCCUCCUCUCCUGUGACUAGUGGGAUUGUGGCUGGGGCAGCAGGUGCUGAGCGGGGGACUCUUGUUGUUUCAAAUGCCGGUGACCUUCGAGGAGGUGGCUGUGUAUUUCACCCAGGGGCAGGGGGCUCUGCUGGACCCCGCUCAGAGAGCCCUCUACAGGGACGUCAUGCAGGAGAACUACGAGACGGUGACCUCGCUGGGACUGCCCCUUCCCAAACCUGACCUGAUCUUCCGUUUGCAACAAGGGAAGGAGCCGUGGGUCCCAGAUCUCCAAGCGCCUGAGAGAAGGCAGAUCCGGAGAGGCGCCUGCCCAGGUGAGGAAUCAGGGAGACUGACACAGAAACAGCCUGCAGGCGACAGGAUGGUGAAAGAGGAUGAGGAAGAGAAUCCACGGCAGGCAGGCUGUAAGGAGCCAGAACCCCAUGGGGCAUCAUCCAGAUGCUCCAAAGAAGACAUUGCAUCAAGUCUUGAGCAGGGAAAAGCCUCUGAGAGUCAGCACAGGUCAGGAAAGCAGCCAGGGAAGAAAGGGUGUCAAUCCAUUAGUUCUAGUAGAGGUGGAAAGGACAUCCUGGAAACCUCAGUGCAGCAGAGAACCCAUACAAGAGAGAAAAAAAAACCACCCACCGAAUGCGAGAGACGAUUCAAUAUGAGCAAACAGCUUGGUGGAUCUCAGACCCCCCACCAGGGAGAGAAGCCCUAUAAAUGCCAGGAGUGCGGGAAAAGUUUCAAUCAGAGCUCCAACCUUAUUCUGCACCAACGAACACACACGGGAGAGAGGCCCUACAAAUGCCUUGACUGCGGGAAAAGUUUCAAUCGGAGCUCGAGCCUCGUCGUGCAUCAGAGAAUCCACACGGGAGACAAACCCCACAAAUGCACCAAAUGUGGGAAGAGUUUCAUUCAGAGCUCAAACCUGACGACGCACCAAAAAAUCCACACGGGAGAAAAAAACUGUCAAUGCCCAGAAUGUGGGAAAAUGUUCAGCGACAACUCAGCCCUGAUUAAGCAUCGAAGAAUCCAUUCAGGGCAGAAACCCUAUAAAUGCCCGGAAUGCGGGAAAGGGUUUAGUGACAGCUCAACCUGUAUUCGACACCAGAGAACCCACACGGGAGAGAGACCCUAUAAAUGCCUGGAUUGUGGGAAAAGCUUCAAUCUGAGCUCCAACCUAGUUACGCACCGGAGAAUACACACGGGGGAAAGACCCUAUAAAUGCACUGAGUGCGGGAAAACCUUCAAUCGGAGCUCAAACCUGAUUUCUCAUCGGAGAACCCACACGGGAGAGAAACCCUAUAAAUGCACGGAGUGUGGGAAGAGCUUCAGUCAAACUUCUAAUCUUAUUUCUCAUCGGAGAAUCCACACUGGAGAGAGACCCUAUAAGUGUAUUGAGUGCGGGAAAAGCUUCAAUCAGAGCUCCAACCUUAUUACGCAUCAAAGACUCCACACGGGAGAUCGACCCUACAAAUGCCCCGACUGUGGGGAAAACUUCAAUCAGAGCUCAGAUCUUAUUACUCACCAGAGACUGCACACGGGAGAGAGGCCCUACACAUGCAUGGACUGUGGGAAAAGUUUCAUUUGCCGCUCAAACCUCAUUUCGCAUCAGAGAAUCCACACGAGAGAGAGACCCUAUAAAUGCUUAGACUGCGGGGAAAGUUUUGACUGGAGCUCACAGCUUAUUAAACAUCAGAUAUUCCAUACGGGAGAGAAACCGUACAAAUGCUUGGACUGUGGGAAAAGUUUCAGCGACAGCUCCACCCUUAUUUCGCACCGGAGAAUCCACACGGGGGAGAGACCCUAUAAAUGCCUUGACUGUGGGAAAAGCUUCCAUCAGAACUCAACCCUUAUUAGGCACAGAAGAACCCACACUGGAGAAAAACCCUAUAAAUGCCUCGACUGUGGGAAACGUUUCAAUCAGAGCUCAAACCUUACUACGCAUCAGAGACUUCACACUGGAGAGAGACCCUUUAAAUGUACAGAGUGCGGGAAAAGCUUCAUUCAGAGAGUAAACCUCAUUUCUCAUCAGAGAAUCCACACGGGGGAGAGACCCUAUAAAUGUACUGAGUGUGGGAAAAGCUUCAGUAAGAGAUCGCACCUAAAUACACACACGAUAAUCCACACGGGAGAGAGACCCUAUAAAUGUACCGAGUGUGGAAAAAGUUUCGAAAACUUGAAGUGGAGUUCAGAACUUGUUACACAUCAGAGACUCCACACAGGAGAGAUCCCUUAUAAAUGCUUCGACUGUGGGAAGUGUUUCAUGCGGAGUUCAACCCUUAUCUUACACCAGAGAAUCCACACAAGAGAGACCCCCUAUCAGUGCCCUAACUGUGGGGAAAGAUUCAGGUGGAGUACGCAGCUUGUGAAGCAUCAGAUGCUCCACACGGGAGAAAGACCCUAUAAAUGUCCCGACUGUGGGAAAAGCUAUAGUGACAGCUCAUCCCUUAUUUCACAUCAGCGAACCCACACAGGAGAGAAGCCCUAUACCUGUGUGGACUGUGGGAAAAGUUUCAAUCAAAACUCAACCCUGAACAGACACAAGAGGCUCCACACGGGAGAAAAACCCUAUAAAUGCACUGAGUGUGGGAAAAGUUUCAGUCAGCGAUCAAACCUCAGUGUGCAUCAGCGACUCCACACAGGAGAGAAACCCUAUAAAUGCCCUGACUGCGGGAAAAGCUUUAAUCGGAGAUCAAACCUUAGCGUGCACAAGAAACUCCAUGCAGAAAAGAAACCUUGAAUGGGGGAGAUGCUACAACUGGUGCUCCGAUUUAUAUUGGGCAUCAGCAAAUCCAUACAGGGAAGAUACCUCUUCAACAUCCUGAGCAUGGAAAAUACUUCAAGCAGAGUUAAUGGGCCUCUCUACCCUACAGAGCCUUGGCCGGGAUAGCUCUGCUGGCAGUCACCUAGUGGAUAAGCAGCGCAAGCCAACAGAGAUCUUCUGCCAAAACAGCUAAACAGCCUCCCGGAAGGAGAUUAGCUAAACCCACAGAAGCACUAGCUGUGUCUACACUCAGAGUUUUGCCAGCAUGGCUGGGGGUGUGUAAUAUUUUUCCCCACACUCUUAGCCAACAUAGCUAUGCCGGCAAAACUCUGUAGUCUAGACAAAGCAGUUAUUGGACAACAGGAGAGAGAUUCUAUCAGUGCCCUGACUAGGGCUGGCUACCGUGUUAAAAAAAUAAAAAAAUCUGUUUCCUCAUUCCCACACACAUCAGGGGCAUUUGGCUCUCAGGGAUCCAGAAGCCCAUCGCUGGGGUGAGGACCCAGGAGCAGCCGAGCAGCAGCUGGUCAGUGACCCUCUGGCUCUGCCUGGACUAAGCAAACCCUAGGCAGAGGAGGAGAAGCCCCCAUCAGCCCCUCCCUGCUGCAGCCCUGGCUGCUGAGCUGAUGGGCCACAGGUGGGGGACGGGAGAGAGAGAAACUCCUCCAGAUGCUCCCUCACCCAGGCUGAAGUUCCCCCCUCUCCAUUUCCCACCCAGCCGGGAUCCCCCUGCCAUGGAGAUGAGGAGAAGGUGUCAGGCCCCACCUUCACUCUAGACCCAUGUCCCCACCCCCAUCUUCCACCAGCCCUUGGGCUGGGCUCCCCCAUUUCCCUCGAGCUGUUCCCUACAGGGCGAGUGUCCCUGAGGGGCCGAUAACUCCUCAUCUCCCCAAAUCUACAAGGGUGCUGGGCUCUGGGGGAUCAAAGGCUGAGACCAAGGGGGACAGGUUUUGGGAAUAGAGCUGGAGUAUUAAAUAUUGGAGCUGGGAAGCAGAGCGAGCUGAGUGCUGGGGCUAUCGGGCAUUUGGGGAUCAUGGAAUAAGAGGAGGUGGAAGGGAUGGGGUUAGGAAGAUGAUUUCUCCUAUCAUUCACAUCCCUGCUCCCCCUGCAAUGAAACAUUGACAGGGCCUACUUUCCCUAGGACCCCUUGUAGGAUCCCUAGAAAAGCCUAGAAGCCUAGGAAUCCCCUCUCAGCUUCACCACCCUCAGCCUCUGAGUGUUCUCUUAGAUUAGGAAGUGUGGACAGGGAUAGCUAGCGCAUUUCCUUCUGAUCCUGGCCAAACUUUCACCCUGUUUUCUAAUUCAGACCCACACGGAGCUCAUUUAGCAGGGUGAUUGUUAGUUACCGAGUUCCUGCUUCAGGGACACAGUGACUCAUCCCCAGUUCUUCUUAUCUUGCUUGGGGUCGUCCCAAAGACUUCUUUGUUUUUUUAAUAAAACAGAAUGGCAUAACUAAACAGAUUAUAAAUGGAUUUGGGCAGGGAUAGAAAAAUAUUUUGUGUUAGUCUCUGUGUUACUUGAGGACAACCUGGUGAAACAGGGAUUCUUGCCUUUCCCCAUGACCACUUCAUUCCCCUCUUCCCAGUUUUACCUUAAGAACAGCCAUACUGGGUCAGACCGAUGGACCAGCUUGCCCAGUAUCCUGUCUUCCGAUAAUGGCCAAUGCCAGAUGCUUCAGAGGGAAUGAACAGAACGGGGAAAUUAUCGAAUGAUCUAUCCCCUGUCAUCCAGUCCCACCUGCUGGCCAUCAGAGGCUUAGGAAUACCUAGAACAUGGAGUUGCAUCCCUGUCCAUGUUGGCUAAUAGCCAUUGAUGGACCUAUCCUUUGUAUCUAAUUCUUUUUUGAACCCAGUUAUAGUUUUGGCCUUCACAUCACUUGGCAAUGAGUUCCACACGUUGACUGUGCGCUGUGUGAAGAAGUAUUUCCUUUUGUUUGUUUUAAACCUGAUGCCUAUUAAUUUCAUCAUUUCCCCCCUUAAUUUCAUGGAUCUUCUGUCCAUGCCAUGGAGAAUUUAUCUUCUCUUUAUCCUACCCCUGUAGUUCCCAAAGUGGCACACGGCACAGUGUUCUCAGGUCUCCGUGCUUAGGAAUUGCGCUUUGAUAACUUUGAUCCUAAAUCAGGAGGACUGGAGCCGAAAGCAUCACAGACCCAGAGGGGGAAUUCGAAUAAAUCCCAGACACAGUAUGAUCAUUCUGAACCUAAAUCCCAGUUUCCAUCUGUUGGUAAAGAGGUUUGUGGGGUUUUGCCAGCCAAGCUCUGUUUGUUUGCAGGUGGGAAGGUUUCGUGGUGGUGGAGGUGUUUCUUUCCUUCAUUCUUUCUUUUCCCCCUUUGUUACGAUGAGGCUAAAAUUUUGAUACAUAACACAAGGCACAAAGUGCAACAGGCAAAAGGCAGUUUACAGGAGAACUCAGGUAAAGCUUUUCUUCUGCAUUUGAGUCAAAUACAACAUGUCCUGGAUUUCACUUGAUAUGAACAUGGAAGUGUACCAUAACCCCCCAUAGGGUGGCCUGUUCUCUCUUUCCUGUUGGUCAUUUGGUCACAGACUUGGAUAUUAGUGUUGUAUGACAGAAUGUAGACCUGAAUUACUGGGGGCUUCAUGAGGCAACUGACCAGAUACCAGUAUAGCCCUUAUUUUAUUUUUUUGCCAUUUUCCCAGGGGUGCUAGAACAAUUUUGUACAGUCGGGGUGCUGAGAGCUAUUGAACCAGCUUGUGAACCCUGUAUAUGAUGGAAACCACUUCAAGCCAGCACCCCAAGUUCCAGCACCUAGGCAUUUUCCCCAGCCUUUGCCCUGAGAUGUUAGCGUCGUUUGAACAGUGAUCACUAUAAACAGCCACAAACACUGACGGGCGAAUGUGAGAGUCGCUAUCCAAAAAGCAGAGGCUAAAACGGGGCAGGAAGUUACGUCUGACCCCUAGCAGAGCUGUAAGAUACAGUCAGAUGGGGCAGCAUGGGAGGGCAGACAGACGCAGCCGGAAUCCCGCAGGGUUUGCUUUUGAGAGCCAGACAACUGAGGCGGCAUUCGCUGCAUGGGGGCCAGCGAGACAAGAAGGCGAAUCUAAAGGGCUCUUAAUGAGCCCUCCAAGGAAAUGAUGGGGGUGUCUCUUGAUUCCCAGGAGGUUGAGCGGAGCUGAGAAGAAGGGGGGGAAGUCAGCAGGCCUGUCCUUUCCAAAAUCCAGGGUGAGCCCCAUCACUGAGGCCAGUGGCAACAAAGAGCUGUGACCCAAGUGCCUUACGUUUGAAAACAGACGCAGGUAGACAGUUACAAGUCUAUACCCAGGGACUUGCCUCGACGUACCCAGACAGGACUGUUUCUCUGCGAUCGCCAUCCGGAUGAUACUUCACCAAAGGGGGCUGCGUGCGGGUGUUGUUAUUGCUGGAGGUACAUAUGGGAAAUGUUUUAAGGGUGUAGAAUAUUGCGUUCCCAAGCUCCUGGAGGUGAAGCUGGUCACUUGGGGCAGGGUGGCUCUUGGAGCCAACUCAGCCUAGAGUGAGAACAGUCGACAUCUUUCAACCCAGCCCAGCCAAGUGUAGACAAGGUGUGGGCGUGGGCCUUUACAAAGCACAAAAGUGUCCAAGAAAAAGACCUUGAACAGGGGACAAACUGGAGUUAACGAAACAUCCUGGGUCUCAAAAGAGACACAAGGUCUGACACCGCAUGAAAGGGAAAGAAGGCACAAGACAGUGUCCAUUCUGGAGGUGAUAGUCUGCCAGCGUGUCUUCAAGUGGAUUCCAGCUCUGGACGAGCAUUAUACAGACUGACUUUUGGGUGAGAAAUGCCUUAGGAGAUGGGAAAGAAACUUGUUAAUAAGCAUAGUCCUGAGAUUGCAUUUUAUAUAUUCCCUUUAUCGUAACCAUACGUUUCCCAUCCUUAUACUUGCUUCGCUCUGAAUCUUCAUUGUAAAGUUCUAGCAAAUAAACUUCUAUUUGGUGACA
This is a messenger RNA of Caretta caretta (loggerhead turtle), 7782 nucleotides long. The record is from RefSeq and is a predicted model, not a curated record. NCBI's taxonomy places the organism in Eukaryota, Metazoa, Chordata, Testudines, Cheloniidae.